AUGCUACUCGCUGCAGCAUGGCGACGUUCAGCGUUAUAUGUGUUGGCGCCUAGUAGCCUUGUCCAGUUGAGAUUCCGCCAGCAGCUAAAGGCAUCAACAAUUUACGCUCUAAAAAUACCAAGCUGCACUAGAGAAUACGCAAAUUCUAAAAAGAAGAAGAAGAAGAAGAAACAGGCUACAGAUAUCGCCCAGCCUGCGGAUACCACCAAGUCUAUAGAAAUUGGGUCGCCACUGUUGUCCGAAGCAUUUACCACGGUGGACCUAGUGCCGAAGCAACCAUAUAGGAUAGGAGAUGGUCCGACCCUAUCGCCGGAGCAGGAGGACCUGGUUUCACGUGCAGUUGAGGGUCACAACAUCUUUUACACCGGCUCGGCAGGCUGUGGGAAAUCGACAGUGCUGAGAGAAAUCAGGCAGCGUCUCAUGCGAAUGGAUAAGAAUGUCCAUGUUUUGGCACCGACAGGCAAGGUGGCGAUGGCAAAUGGCGGCAAGACAACCUGGUCGUUUGCCGGAUGGACGCCCAACACGCACAAAUUCAGUCUAUCCGAGCUGAAAGAAUUCUCAACAGGUCGCAUUCUGCUGGAGAGGUUUAGGAACGCCGACACAAUCAUUGUGGAUGAGAUUAGCAUGGUGGAAGCCAUGCAUUUCAACCGACUAAAUGAAAUUAUGAAGGCCGCGCACUCUCCAUUCGACGAGAGAUCUACUCUUCCAUUUGGCGGUACUCAGAUCAUUGUUACAGGGGAUUUUUGCCAGUUGCCCCCAGUCAAACCCACCGAGUGCGGCGCCUCUUACCAUGAUGAUGAUAAAUGGGCCUUUAGAAGCAAAGCAUGGGACGAAUGCAAUUUUGAGCAUGUGUACCUGAAAGAGGUGCACCGGCAAAAAGACCCAGAGUUUGUUAGACUCCUACAAAAAUGUCGACUGGGUCUGGGGAUGAACGACUCUGAGCUCGACCUUCUGGCCAAUUGUAACAAAACGACGGAUUCUUAUGCAGUGAGACUCUUUCCCACACGGGAUGAAGUUCGAAAAGUCAACGAUGCUGAGUUUCGGCGCAUUAGAACUCCUAUACAGACUUACAACGGCAAGGGAAUUAGAAACACGGACGACUCUCUGAAAGAAUUAAAAGACCACGCAUUCGACAUUGAACUCAAUCUUAAACAAGGGAUGCAGGUCUUGCUCUUACACAAUAUCAACGUAUCAUUGGGCUUGGUCAAUGGCGCUCAAGGAGUCAUAAUAGGCUUUCAGCCAUUUGAGAAUGAGCCACCAAAAUUAGAGAUACUUAAUGAAGACUUGCCUGUAUACUGGCCAGCAUACGACGUCGAUAAGGAAAAGAUCCUGGAGUUUAUGAUGGGAUGUAGGGAGGCUAACGGGUGGCCGAUUGUUCGGUUUCAAAACGGCGUGACAAGGACGAUCUAUCCUAUCCCCCUAGCGGCUGCAUGGGCUCUGACUGUCCAUAAAUCACAAGGAAUGACACUGGAUAACGCAGUUGUGAAUCUGACCCGAGCAUUUACAGAUGGUCAAAUAUAUGUGGCCCUAUCUAGACGUUUCAGAGGAAAUCUGCAAGUACUGCGAUGGCUGAAAGAAAAGUUUGGUCAGAGUAUUGUCGUGGAUGAAUGA
This is a messenger RNA of Trichoderma breve, 1611 nucleotides long. Its product is annotated as PIF1-like helicase domain-containing protein. Lineage: Eukaryota; Fungi; Ascomycota; Sordariomycetes; Hypocreales; Hypocreaceae. The record is from RefSeq and is a predicted model, not a curated record. Gene Ontology annotation, biological process: telomere maintenance; DNA repair. The transcript has 5 exons. The coding region runs from base 1 to 1611 and encodes 536 amino acids. Gene Ontology annotation, molecular function: ATP hydrolysis activity; DNA helicase activity.